Molecule: messenger RNA, 369 nt
Organism: Fraxinus pennsylvanica
Lineage: Eukaryota; Viridiplantae; Streptophyta; Magnoliopsida; Lamiales; Oleaceae
Source: the annotation of a GenBank genome assembly
AUGAAGAGUUUGAUACGGAGGCUAGCAAGAGUGGCAGAUUCUUCACAGUAUUAUCUUUCGUUAUUAGAGUCGAGAACGAGACGACGGAGGUAUGCGUCUUUGGAGAAGAACAACGGUGUACUAGAGGGACACUUGCCGGUGUACGUAGGCGAGGAAAUGAAACGCUUUGUUGUGAGUGUCGAGCUUUUGAAUCAUCCGAUUUUUGUAAAGCAUCUGAAUAUACUGGCACAGGAGUAUGGUUAUGAACAAAAAGGUGUUUUACAAAUUCCCUGCAUUGUGUUCCUCUUCGAGCGAGCGAUGGAGGCUUUGAGAAUCAAUGUGUUGUUGUGGCGGUGGCGGCGUGGUGAGGGUGGUCGAAAGUGGUUAUAG